AACUAACGCAGCACAUUGAACCAGUCAGUUUAAGGAUACAAGCAGUACAAGUGAAGAAAACGGGACUCCAUAAUGAUGAUGUACACAGCAGGACUUGGUUGUGCGCUGUUGCUCCUAAUUCUGCCUUUUGGAGAGGCACAAACUAGAUACUGCUCUAAUGGCGGAUGUCCGUCUGGGCAGAAAUGCGUUACACAGCGAGUCCCGUGCUACGCUCCACCAUGUAAUUCUCUACGCGUCUGCGUGGAUGACCCAUGUCAAAAUUGCAACGGCUUGUGUACAUCUGAGGACACUUGUGACACGCCGUGUAGACUUCAAUUUGACUGUGUUAUGCCCCCUCCCGCAACUUGUGCAGCCACGCUUUGUGCAGUCGGCAACGUGUGCGUAGAGGACCCAACCGGAGCCAGAUGUGUGCCGACAUGUCAGCUCCGCUUUUGUCCACAUCCACAAAGAUGCAUAGACACCCCCACUGGUUCAAUGUGUGUGCUGUAAUACCAUUAAGAUGCCACUUCCAUGCCAUUAAGAAACUGUUGAAGCUGUUUGCAGAACGUCUUUUUUUUCGUUUUUGCAAUUCAUGGUUG
This is a messenger RNA of Lingula anatina, 578 nucleotides long. RefSeq lists its product as uncharacterized. NCBI's taxonomy places the organism in Eukaryota, Metazoa, Brachiopoda, Lingulata, Lingulida, Lingulidae. The record is from RefSeq and is a predicted model, not a curated record.